AUCGACGAGUGUCUGACCAAUCCCUGUGAUCCUAAUGCCAACUGUCAGAAUACACAGCCAGGAUUUAAAUGUGCAUGUAAACCGUUGUACGUACUGGAGAACAUUUGUGUUUCAGAUAUUGAUGAGUGUGUCACUGGAGAUUAUGUUUGUGCUGAACCAUCAGAGUGUGUGAAUAACCCUGGUGGAUACAGCUGCCAAUGUCCAAAUGGAUAUGUUGAGGAACUUGCUACCUGUAGAAAUGACAAUGAAUGUACAUUCUUGCCUUGUCCAUCUACUGCUACCUGUGACAAUACACCAGGAUCAUUUAAGUGCACUUGUAAGGAAGGAUUCCGUCAAACUGGACUGCAAUCUUGUGAAGACAUCGACGAAUGUACGGAAAAUAAGCACAACUGUGAUCCAAAUGCUCGAUGUACCAAUACAUUUGGAUCAUUUUUCUGUACAUGUAAACGUGGAUAUAAAGGAGAUGGUGUCAAUGGUACCUAUAUCGAUGAAUGUGCCACAAAGACUGAUGACUGUAAUCAUAUUGGUCAAAAAUGUAACAAUUAUGAAGGAGGGUUUGAUUGCAUGUGUCUUGACGGUUACGUUCGAUAUGGCAACUAUUGUGUUGGUAGGUGA
This is a messenger RNA of Lottia gigantea (owl limpet), 615 nucleotides long. RefSeq lists its product as hypothetical. NCBI's taxonomy places the organism in Eukaryota, Metazoa, Mollusca, Gastropoda, Lottiidae. The transcript is spliced from 5 exons. The record is from RefSeq and is a predicted model, not a curated record. The annotation marks the transcript as partial. Gene Ontology annotation, molecular function: calcium ion binding.